Messenger RNA from Rhopilema esculentum, 2058 nucleotides. Its product is annotated as UMP-CMP kinase. Gene Ontology annotation, molecular function: ATP binding. Gene Ontology annotation, biological process: 'de novo' pyrimidine nucleobase biosynthetic process; pyrimidine nucleotide biosynthetic process. The record is from RefSeq and is a predicted model, not a curated record. NCBI's taxonomy places the organism in Eukaryota, Metazoa, Cnidaria, Scyphozoa, Rhizostomeae, Rhizostomatidae.
GUCCAUGAUUUUAAUCGCGAAAAUUCGCAAAAAUCAAUAGGUUGUUGUAAAAUUGUGAAUGACGCUAAAUCUCUCCUUGACUUUUGCGUUCACAAUUUUGUACGCCGAGGAAGAUGCUUACAAUUACAACUCAAAUUGCUUCGGUGAUUCGUCGCUUUAGUGGCAAAAUGUCGCUGCCAGUUGUAAUCUUUGUUCUCGGUGGACCAGGGGCUGGAAAGGGAACGCAGUGCGAGAAGAUAGUAAAGGAAUUUGGGUUUGUUCAUCUUUCAGCAGGUGAAUUGUUAAGAGAAGAACAGAAAAGUGGGUCUGAAAAUGGUGAUUUAAUUGAUUCUUAUAUUCGUGAUGGAAAAAUUGUCCCUGUUGAGAUUACAGUUGGAUUGCUAGACAAGGCAAUGCAAAAGAAUUCAACCAAAAGAUUUUUAGUGGAUGGCUUCCCAAGGAAUGAAAACAACUUACAAGGCUGGACAAGAAUCAUGUCUGAAAAAGUAGACCUCAAGGCCGUUUUAUUUUUUGAUUGCCCUGAGGAGAUUUGUGUCAAAAGGAUUAUGCAAAGAUCAAUAUCAAGUGGAAGGUCAGAUGAUAAUGAAGAGAGUUUGAGAAAAAGAUUUCAGACAUAUUAUAACCAAACAAUGCCAAUAAUAGAUCAUUAUAGUAGAGAAGGAUUGGUUAAAAGAAUUAGUGCUGUAUUACCACCAGAUGAGGUUUUUGAAGAGGUUAAAAUUGUUAUGUCAAAAUUGUUUUAGUUAUAUUCACCUUAAUAGAGCAAUAUUUAGCCACCUACAUAAAGCAGGUUAAGAUUGAGAUCAUAUUUGGGGGCAUCCAGAAAGUAGCAAUGCUAAUGGGUCCUGUACUCCCUAGACAACCCCCCCAACCUGCACAGGCUGCUUUAUCCAUAUCUUUCUCUCAGUGCUUUCUAUUCUACAAAAGCAAAGAGGAACAGAGGCAAUAAGACUCUGCAACCUCUUAACUGGAACAUGGAUGAUAUUCAACACAUAUGCUAUUUUCAAACAAGGAAAAAUAUAAAGGUUCUUCAAUUGUUAAAAAACCAACCUACAAAGAUAUUUAAUAAACAAUAUUGAGGACUCCAGGCUGGUGUUAUUUUUAUUAAUGAUAUAAAAAUACUUUUUAAAUUUAACCUUGACUUACACCUAUCCCUUUGUUAAAUUUUGUGAAAUCCAAAUUUCCCUCUCUGAGCAUACUUGCUUUAUGGAUGCACCCUUUUGAGAAGAGAUCUAGAUAUUUUAGUACCGAUGGUAGAUGAUAGCUACCCAGUAGCCAGGCUAUUGUGACAUAUCUUGCUUGCAUUUUGCAAAGUACAUUUUAGUAGAAACAAUUCUGUAAAUACAGAUGAACAAGGAAAUUAGCAUUCUAAUUGUGAUUUUCUUUUUUUGCUAUCAGGCAGCUGCUGCUCCCCAUCUUCCAUUCUCUUUGCUAAUGCCAAAUCAUUAUACAAUUUAACCAGUACCAAAGUAUUUUGCUGUUAGAGUGUUCCUUCAUUCAUUAAUACCAUUGGAUUUUGUCAAACACAACUUUUUUCAUUGGGCUAUGAAUCUGUUGACUUAUUUUCUUGAAAAAUUUAACAUAGCUAGAUUAAGCAAAGGCAAACUCUUACAUACCUGAAAGCUGGCAGUGAUGGUUGAUUUGCUGAAGCUACUAGGUCAGUUAUUUUCUAUGGCUACUUUCAAAGCUACCCUACCUAGCUUCAAGUAACCGAAUAUAAAAUUUUCCAAAUGCCCAUAAAACAGUUUUUAAGUUCAACAUGACUGUGGCUAGGUUAUAUACUUUAAUUGACUGCAUUCAGAAAACCUUUUCAAUUUAAUAGCAAAAACAUUCAGUGUAUUGGGCUGUGUUUGUCUGAUACAAGUUUAGUUAGUGGCAGAUUUAAGUAGAGAAAAACUGAUAUAUUAUCUCCCGUAUUGAGAGAUUUAACUAAAUGAAGUAUAUCAAAGUUAAAUGGGUAUUUCUAUAUUUUAAUUGGUAAGUGUAUUGGAAUUAUAUAGUAGUUGGCAAAUAUUGAUAUCUUUUCAAAGAACUCUAUUAAAUUUUCAAAGUGCUCAC